Molecule: messenger RNA, 4036 nt
Organism: Notothenia coriiceps (black rockcod)
Lineage: Eukaryota; Metazoa; Chordata; Actinopteri; Perciformes; Nototheniidae
Product: mitogen-activated protein kinase kinase kinase 19-like
Exons: 10
Coding region: 319-3480 (1053 amino acids)
Biological process (GO): protein phosphorylation
Molecular function (GO): protein kinase activity; ATP binding
Source: RefSeq, a predicted model, not a curated record
CAAAACGGCCAUUGAGAACGCUGAGAGACAUCAGGCAAGCUACCUAGGUAUGCAGGGAGAAGAAGCAGAGGAGGUUUGUCUUUGCCUCACCUUGGGGACAACGGCAGAUGCUGGAGCCAUCUGGAUCCUUCUCCCUCACCUGGUUUGCUGAGUACCAGGACCUCCUGUCUGCCAGUACCUCCUAAACACAGAAAGAGAACAACAAGUGUGGUGGCUGCACCCCCAUCCUCCCCCAGCCUGCUGUCUGUGACAGAGCCCAGCCCGCUCAGCCAAUCAGCACCCAGCAUCCUGGAACCACUGCUCUGUUCCAACAGUUUGAUGCAGGCCAGAGCACACAUCCAGAGCCGACUGGGUUCUCAAGAAACUGAAAAUGAACAAAAGGGUCCCUUACUGUCUCUGCAUCCCAGAACCCCCAAGCUGUUGGCCCCACUGGACAGCAGGCCCUGGGACAUUGCUGCCCUGCCAGCACUUAAACACCACGUUCCCCUGAAGCCCAUAAACCAGAGCCCCCUUUGCUCCAGGACCCGGCUGAGGAGAGAACGGUUGUUCCGGGGAAGCCCACUGACUACUAACGGAGGAAGUGAGGAAAGCGGGUCCGGCAGCAGCCAGAGUUCCAUCGACCUGGAGGACGAGGAAGAUACAAAGAAGAUACGAGCUUCUGGAGAAAGUCCUCUUAAGUUUGUUGGAGAAAGAUUGUUGCGGCAAUCCAACAGCACGAGCGCCACCGAGGCUGAUUUGGUUUGGGAUAAAGGGCAGCAUUUUAAAGUUCAGUCAAGAAUCAGUCAUAUUCCACUGAUCCACAGAUCAGUACAUGACCUGGACGGAGACCCUAUCAGUGAUCUUGACAAUGCUGAACCAGCUAUAAACCCUCACUCUGAAGGCAAAGCCACCAGAAGGAUUUUUACAAAGGAGACUGAUGAGAGUCAGUCCUUUAUGAACUAUGCACAAAAAGGAGACAUUGUGGACAUUGAAAUACCUAUCAAAUCAAAGUCUAAAGAGGAAAAUAACUAUGUGGGUUGCACCCCAGAGCCUGGGACUGAGAUUAGCCAUAGCAUAACAUUUAUUAUCAAGGAUGACAAUAGGGAUGUUAUUGCAUACCGUGAAGGAACUUCCACAAAUGACCCACAACAAGUUAAACGGACAGAACGGAGAAUGAAGGAUUCCUGUUAUGAAAUAAACGGCGUAGGUAGCCCAAUCAUUUGUAGCAAGGAUUUGACGUUAACUGCUAGCAAUACCGAGGAGAAAAUACAAUUAUUUACUUCAGCUGUAAAACUUCCUCAGUCAGACAUGGAUCCCAAGAAAGAUGAGAAGAUGUUGAAAGCCUUAAAGCCUGUCCGAAGCAAGGACAGAAGAAGUAGCACAAACAGUGAAAUGAGAGAAAACAUUCAAACGAACCAGCAGUCCUUCAACAUGGAAGCGCGCAAAGAGCGAAGCAUCCUCAAUCGGAAUAAGUCCACAAGUAAUCUUAAGAACUCCUCACUUUCCGCACAAGGUAAAGAUAAAACAAGGAAAAGCCCAGAGCUAAUUAUUGGCGGAGAGACUGUCAUAAAAGGGAAGUCAAAGCUUAAAGUUGCAUGUUCUAAUAAUGGCACCAUAUCACCUAGGAAGAAGCUUAAUGAUCAGAGCAAAAGACCAAAUCCUGAGAAGAUGAACAGCAACAGAAUUCCACCAGUUAGGGAGGUGAAGACCAUCUGUCAGUUAAAGAGACCCAUAGCAGGCAAACCAAGGUCUAAAUCUGCCGUGGACUUCAUCACCUACAAAGACAUGUUUAAGCAGAUCCAUAGUGGGGAUGAAGGACCAGCCAUCUACGAGAUGUUUGCUGGUCCCGUCUAUGAUAACCUUCGAGUUUCUAGCUCCUGUGAGAAAGUCAAGGACAGACAAGUGCAGUCUGCUCCAUCUAAGAGGACGCCACAGUGGCAUAAAGUCAAACACAGAACAUCGAAACAAGCACAGAGGAGAAGUCCAGGGAGCAUGGUUAUUUCAGCUAAAGGCAAACCAAAACAUGCGUCCUCUAGGGUGAAACAUCUCCACACACCUGUGCCAAGAAAAGUUAUUCCGAAAAAUAAGAAUAUGCCUGUAUCAGAUAGACUCAAAGAAGCUGAACUAUCUAAGGAUGUUGACAUUUUCCGUGGUAGUGCUCAAGAAACCAUUUUGUCUACCAUCGAGGAAGCUCUUUCUAGACAUGGGUCUGAAACAGUCAAAUCUGACGAAAACACAUUGACCAAUCCAAGAGCUUUAUCUCAUUAUACUCAUCCCCACAUGAACAUGCAAGAAAUAGAAAACCCAAACCGACCAGUUUCUGAGCCUGUGUUAUCUCAAAGCCCCCAACAGGCAAAGAUCCAAACCUGGGCUUCUUCCAGCAGUGGUGACCACACCAUUGUGUCACCAGUUUACAAGAAGUUUCUGGAUGAGGUGGGGGACGGGCCACUUACAGAUGACCUGCUGCAAUGUCUGGCUGAGGAGCUGAUCUCAUUGGACGAGAGAGAUGUAUACAUAGAACCUGAGAGCCUGGAAUCGGAUGGAGAAAUCAAUUCUAUAUCAGUAAAGACCCCAGACAGUGGUGCUCUGCUUGGCUCUGUGUUGGUUGUAAAUGACGCGAUCACAUGGACAAAAGGUGAAGUACUCGGCAGGGGAGCCUAUGGGACAGUGUACUGCGGCCUGACCAGCCAGGGCCAGCUGAUAGCUGUGAAGCAGGUGAGCCUUGAUUCCUCUGACCCAGAUGCUGCCAAGACAGAGUACAUUCGUCUGCAGGGGGAGGUGGAGCUGCUUAAAACUCUAAGACACAGCAACAUUGUGGGUUUCCUGGGUACCUCACUCCAACAGCAUGUGGUUUCCAUAUUUAUGGAAUACAUCCCAGGAGGAUCCAUCGCCAGCAUCCUUCACAGGUUUGGUCCUCUGCCAGAGCGUGUCCUGGCCUUGUACACACAUCAGAUUCUGGAAGGGGUGGCCUACCUUCACCUGAACAGGGUGAUUCAUCGUGACUUGAAGGGAAACAACAUCAUGCUGAUGCCCACUGGCGUCAUCAAGCUCAUCGACUUCGGCUGUGCGCGUCGUCUCAGCUGCCUGAACCACACCGCUAGCAACAGUGGAGAUCUGCUGAAGUCUGUCCAUGGCACACCUUACUGGAUGGCACCAGAGGUUAUCAAUGAGACAGGAUAUGGCACAAAGUCUGAUAUAUGGAGUGUGGGUUGCACAGUGUUUGAGAUGGCCACAGGAAAACCACCACUGGCUCACAUGGGCAAGAUGGCUGCCUUGUUCUACAUAGGGGCUAAAAGAGGGGUGAUGCCCUCCUUACCAGAUGGGUUUUCAGAUAACGCAAAGGAUUUUGUACAAAUCAGCUUGACAAGCGACCAGAGACUACGGCCAUCUGCAGACCAGCUGCUGAAGCAUUCAUUCAUCCCCCCAAAUAAGUUUGGGGCGAACUCCUGGGAGAAGCAGAAAAAAAGCUGCUGUGGUCACCCAGAGGGUUUGUGCGGCUAACAAGUUCCAUCUCCAAGAGAAUGUUUAGUUCAAGGACACAUUGAUGAUUUCAUUUGAAUUGAUGAAUCAAAUUAUUAUUAAGCAUUCUUUUGCGUCCCUUAGAGGGGUAGACACCAACCCUAUUGAUGCAGUAGUAGUGUAUUUGAGCAUUGGGCUUAUGGUCAUUGUAUUCUUAAAAUGUUAAGAAACAUGAGAAGCACUUUGAACCAUUUCACUUUUGCCUAAUAGAACAUAUAAAAUGUGAACAGAUAGAUUUCAUGUUUUUUUACCGAUUUUGUAGAUUUUCCAUAGAAAUCUCAUGUGUGCCAAUCUUAUAAAUGCCUUGAUUUAAAAUGUAUACAAUGCAACUCUCAGCUGCCUGUCACACACUAAUCUAUAUUGCUGCAUCAUUUUCAAAAGCAAGUUCUGAGUUAUUGAGGAAUCAAUGUGUAGAGUUUGCUAAUGCAUCAACUAACCCACAUUAACUUAUUGCUAGAACGUGAAUCAAACAUGUUUAUUUUCUUCGCAACCGUAGUAACAUUGUUAUAUGCAAAAUAAAACAACAACAACCAGGGUU